Olea europaea var. sylvestris is the source of this 2332-nucleotide messenger RNA. Its product is annotated as AAA-ATPase At2g46620-like. The record is from RefSeq and is a predicted model, not a curated record. NCBI's taxonomy places the organism in Eukaryota, Viridiplantae, Streptophyta, Magnoliopsida, Lamiales, Oleaceae. Gene Ontology annotation, molecular function: ATP binding; ATP hydrolysis activity. Bases 443 to 1927 code for a protein of 494 amino acids. The transcript has a single exon.
UUAAAUAAAUUUGUCUUUCACACUCGCACCCUGACCCAAUAGUCCAAGUCAUACGAAAACAGCUAUAAAGGUAUUUUCUCCAAUCCCAAUGUUGGACCAAUCAAAAAUCACCAAUGACGUGCGCCGUCGAUAGCCUGCAAAACAUUUAAAUACACCCUCCUUUUAAUAUUCCCACCUCCAUUCUUUAUGCAUACAUUACAUUUACAGGUUCAAGCAUGAAGCAUUUUCUCUCUCUAUAGUUGUUGCCUUUCUCUCUCUAAAAUUCCAUGAAUCAAUAAUUCUUUCCAUAAUUCUUCCAAUGUCAAUAAUACCCUCUCCGAAUCCACCGCUUUCCAAAAGCAGCAAACCCAUAAUUUCAGCUCAUCAUUCUUGAAAAAGUUGAAUAAGUCCUAAUUCGAUAAUAAGUUUAUCCCUUUUUAUUUUUCGUAAAUUAUUGUUCGAUAUGGUUAUGAUGCUUCUUGCAAAUCUGACCGGCAUAGUGAUUUCAAUCUUUAUUGGGUAUAUAGUCUUCAGAUUUUUGUCAAAAUCUUCUUUAAUUCACUUUUUGAAGAAAUGGUGGAGAUCCUUGGAGGAGAAGUGCUACGUGUAUCAGUUUUACAAGGUGCCGAAAUUCAAAGAGCACAUGCAGGAAAAUCAACUUUACAGAAAAGUAUAUGUUUACCUGAAUUCCUUACCGGGCAUGGAAGAUUCUGAUUUCACCAAUCUUUACUCAGGUAACAAAUCCACUGAAAUCAAUCUUGUUCUCGAUUCGAAUCAGGUUGUUUUGGACGAUUUUCUCGGCGCCAGGCUGUAUUGGAUGAACGAAGAAACUAGCUCAAGAUCGCUCAUUCUGAAGAUCAGAAAGAAAGACAAGCGAAGAAUUCUAGUUCCUUAUUUGCAGCAUAUUCACACAGUGUUCGAUGAUAUUGAGCAGAAAAGAAAAGAGGUGAGACUGUUCGUUAAUGUAGAAACCGAACUGCAGAGAAACGGACGGUGGAGAUCGAUUCCCUUUACUCAUCCAGCGACUAUGGAUACAGUUGUGAUGGAUACGGAUCUGAAGAACAAAAUCAAAUCAGAUCUGGAAAACUUUCUGAAGUCCAAACAGUAUUAUCAUCGAUUAGGUCGCGUUUGGAAGAGAAGCUACUUACUAUACGGACCUUCCGGCACUGGAAAAUCGACAUUCAUCGCGGCCAUAGCCAAAUUCCUUCACUACGAUGUAUACGAAUUCGAUUUAAACAAAAUCGCCGAUGAUUCAGAUCUAAAAUUCCUUAUGCUACAAACUUCGAACAAAUCGCUGAUCGUGAUCGAAGAUCUGGACCGUUACCUGAAUGCGAAAUCAACAACCGUGAGCUUUCCAGGGAUCUCAAAUUUCAUGGAUGGGAUUUUUUCAUGCUGUGGUGAAGAAAGGGUUAUGGUAUUCACAAUGAACAGUAAAGAAAAUCUUGACCCGACAAUUAUCCGACCCGGAAGAGUUGAUGUCCAUAUCCAUUUCCCUCUGUGUGAUUUUUCGGGCUUUAAGAUUUUGGCCAGUAGUCAUUUGGGGUUAAAGGAUCACAAAUUGUUCCCACAGGUUGAAGAGAUUUUUCAAAUCGGUGCGAGUUUGAGUCCGGCUGAAAUUGGCGAGAUUAUGAUUUCGAACCGGACCUCACCUAACCGGGCAAUAAAAACGGUUAUUUCGGCGCUGCAUAGUAACAAUGCCAGUCGGGUGGCGAGGAGGUUGUCUGGGAGCGUUUCGGGUCGUGGCUCGGAAGAGUUAGACUGUAAGUCCGGGCUAUUUGGCAGGGAGAAUACUAAUCCUAUGAAAGAGUUCAAGAAUUUGUAUGGAUUUUUGAGAAAUAAAAGUAGUAGAAAAGCUUCGAUAGAUUUUGAUGCAGUUGAAAGAGAAAAUCAGAAUCCAAAUCCAAAUCCGGAUCCGGAUCCGAAUUCAAAUUCAAGUCAUCAAAGUUGAUCUGAUCUUAGCUCGAUUGUCAAGUGUAUUCUUCGAUAGUUCAGCAAGCGAUCCCUUGAACGUAAUCCUUUCGUGCAAUGGCCAUUUAGUUCGGUUAAUUGAUUUUGCUUAUGGGAUCCAAAUUACUAGUCUUUUACUUGUAAAAACUUAUACUUUAGCUUUACACUUGCUCUUGGAUUUGUUCUAUAGAUGUGAGUUUAGACACAAGGGUUAUGCUACACGUACAUUGUGGAGUUCAUAAAAUUAUCCGUAAUGUACAAAUGUCAUAACAUCAUUAGAGAGUUGAAAAAUAGUUUUUUCAACCCUCCAAUCAUAGAAUUUCACAUGUACAUUAUAGACAAACAUAUGGAUACCAUAAUGUACAUGUAGAAUUAUUCUUAUACACAAUAACACAAAUUUUGUCAA